CCAUUUCCACACAGAGAGUUCAGAGAGAGAGAGAGAGAGAGAGAGAGAGAGAGAGAGAGAGAGAGAGAGCCAUUUCCAUUUCCACACACAGUUCAGAGAGAAAGCGAGAAUGGAUGAGACGAGUAGCCCACCGCCGUGUCCAAAAACAGUCACCAUCCGCCGUAACCCUCACCGGCGGGCUCGACCCACGCCUUCCUCCGUCGCCCCUAUCCCCAUGCCCUUAUCUCCCUCCUCAAUCUCACACAACAUCCCUUCCUUCCCUACCGACGAAAUCCUCUCCAUCCAACUCCCCCCAAACCCUAACAAUCUCUCCCCUUCAGACUCACUUUCCGCACCAGAAUCCGAGAACCUUAGAGUCUUCCUUAGAAUCCGACCCCUCGCUCCGAACGGAGGAGUUCAGAUCAACAAGCAACACUGCAAAAACGGGUGGCCGAAAUCUAAGCACGGCUCGAGGGAAAAAGCGAAGAAGAGAACCGAGAUUUGUGUCUCGGGUAACGAUUAUAAAUCUGUUACGGUGAGUCCUCCGGCGUCACUGCAAGAGGGGAAGCGUGUCAAGACUGAAGUGUAUGGAGGGUUUUCGCAGGUGUUUUCCGCUGAGUCGACUCAGGACGAAGUAUAUGCAAAGAUGGUGAAUCCACUGGUAGAGGAGUUCCUCCGGGGAAAGAGUGGAAUGUUGGCUGCGUUGGGGCCAAGUGGUUCUGGGAAGACGCACACCGUUUUUGGCUCUCCUAGGGAACCUGGUAUGGUUCCUCUCACCCUGCGUCGGAUCUUUUCGAGAACAGAAGGCUGCGAAACUCAGUUGUCUAGGAUAUUUUACCUAUCAAUGUUUGAAAUAUGUUCGGAAAGAGGUAAAGCAGAGCGGUUAAUUGAUCUAUUCCAAGAUGUUGGUGAUUUAUGCAUGCAACAAUCAACUGUCAAAGGGGUUCAAGAGGUCAGCGUCACUAAUGUGCAGCAGGCUGAAUCCUUAGUUGCAUGUGGAACGUUAAAACGGGCAACGGCUAGAACGAAUUCUAAUAAUCAGUCCAGCCGUUCACAAUGCAUAAUCAACAUUAGGGGUUCCCCUCACAGUGCUGUCUUCACUGUUGUUGACCUUGCUGGAGCAGAAAGAGAGAAAAGAACAGGGAAUCAGGGGGCUAGAUUGCUAGAAAGUAACUUCAUCAACAACACAUCAAUGGUUUUUGGUCUGUGCUUAAGAUCAUUGCUGGAGCACCAGAAGAACCCCAAGAAGCCAUUGCAGAAACACUUCCAGAACUCUUUGUUAACUCGGUAUUUACGAGAUUAUUUGGAAGGCAAAAGGCGAAUGGCUUUGAUUCUAACUGUAAAAUCAGGAGUGGAAGACUAUCUGGAUACAUCCUUUCUGCUAAGACAGGCUUCUCCUUAUAUGAAGAUCAAGUUCAACAAUGCUGAAGAGCCACUGAAUUUAGUCAGUACAAAGAGGAGUUUUCAGGCAUUCCCAAGAGUAGAGCGACUCAAAAGGACGAAGCUUAGUAGCAUUGAAGCAUUUCACACAAAUGAAGGGAAUGGAGCUGGAGAUGGAUGUAGACUUCUUAAAGAAGAGGCCCUUCCUCCAGAGAUCAUCAAACCUGAGCAUUGUUCAGGUCGUCCUGGAAAAACAACUAAUUCAGAUCUUAAAGAUGGUACAUCCCUUGAGGAAGGCUCUACUGAAUUGGAAAAAGAAAGAAAGAAUGUGAUUAUGCAGAACUUUGCCAAAGCUAUAUGGAAUGUCCUGAAGCAAUAUAAGGAAAAGCUUAAGGUGGCUGAAAAUCAGAUUCAGACUCUCAAUAGAAGCCUCACCGAUGAAAAGGAAAGGAGUUUAGGGCUUGAAAUUGAAUUGAAAGAUUUAAAGUCCAACUUAUUAUACAAGAAAGAAACUUCCCUGAAAGAAAGGGUUGAAUCUAGUACCAAUACAUCUGCAGAGCAGGAAGGAUGUCAGUCCGACCACGAGGUGAACAAUGCUGGUGUUGUCAUUGCCUCUUCCAUAACUGUUGAAGAUUUUGAAGAGCAGGGCUAUCAGCAGUUCACUAAUCAGGAAUCCGAAGCCUUUCCUAGAGAUGUUAACAUUGCUGAAGAUCCAAAUGAUGAGGGUACAGAUGAUACUCAAUUUGACAGGAACGGUUCAGAUUCAGGACCUUCUGAGUAUGUGGUAAGCUCUCCUAAGUCACUUAUCGAAAUCAGAAGUGACAGCUGCUCCUCAGUGGAACGGUCCAAAUCGGAAAGCGAAGAGGACAAGAAACGGUUGGAUCAACCAACAAUGCCAGAGGAAGGUGCAGAAUUGCCCCCAAGAUGCGAUGCCAGUAGCGCCACAAAAAGUGAUUCAAAGGAUAAUUCUUCCUCCAGAGCUUUGAAUGCGGAGCGACCCAAACGGUCAGUAGGGAGACUUCUGCCUGCUUCAUCCAUCUUGUUAAAGAAUAUCAGUACUCUGGAAUUUGAGGAUGAGUAUGAAAAACCAAAGGGAGGUAGAGGAGAAAAGAAGUUGGUUCUGGAAGAAAGAAACAGGACUCAGGGUAGCAUCUCUCUCCUUCGUUUGCUUAGGACCAACCUUCAUCUCUAGUCUAGUAAACCCAAUGCCAAUUUUUGUGUAGAUUUCAUAGUAUUGUAUAGUUGGGGCAUCUUUUUGUGUGAGUAAAUCCCCACUUUCCUUUUUGUCCACCAACAUAUCACAAGUUUCUAGUGCUAUAGGUGAGGGCGAGGGUAUAUUUUUAUUGAAGCAUUGUUAUGUACCCAUGUAUGUAUAUUAUGGGGACUUAUGGCUCUUUACAGAUGAAGUUGUAAAAGCGAAUUGUAUCGAGUUUGCAAUUCAAUGCUUGUUACUUCAUUUGACUGUGGGAGAUGAUGUAUGUAUUUAUUAAUGUCAA
Molecule: messenger RNA, 2855 nt
Organism: Rhododendron vialii
Lineage: Eukaryota; Viridiplantae; Streptophyta; Magnoliopsida; Ericales; Ericaceae
Product: kinesin-like protein KIN-6
Exons: 19
Coding region: 110-2551 (813 amino acids)
Biological process (GO): microtubule-based movement
Cellular component (GO): microtubule; kinesin complex
Molecular function (GO): microtubule motor activity; microtubule binding; ATP binding
Source: RefSeq, a predicted model, not a curated record